This is a messenger RNA of Cydia pomonella (codling moth), 2227 nucleotides long. RefSeq names its product ras-related protein Rab-39B (gene Rab39). Gene Ontology annotation, biological process: Rab protein signal transduction. Gene Ontology annotation, molecular function: GTPase activity; GTP binding. NCBI's taxonomy places the organism in Eukaryota, Metazoa, Arthropoda, Insecta, Lepidoptera, Tortricidae. Bases 89 to 757 code for a protein of 222 amino acids. Gene Ontology annotation, cellular component: Golgi membrane. The transcript is spliced from 3 exons. The record is from RefSeq and is a predicted model, not a curated record.
GAAAAAAAAGUCAUUUGAUGUGAUACGUAAUUUUUGACGGAACCUUUGUUGGUAUCAAUUAUAUGUUAUUUAUAAAAGUGCUUCUAAAAUGGUUGAUCCAAUAUUCGACUACCAGUUCAGGCUUAUUCUAAUUGGAGACAGUACAGUGGGCAAGAGUUCGUUGCUGAAAUAUUUCACAGAUGGAAAGUUCGCAGAGUUGUCCGACCCGACGGUGGGGGUAGAUUUCUUUGCUAGAAUAAUAGAAGUGCAAGACGGGACGAGAAUUAAACUGCAGCUAUGGGACACUGCUGGUCAGGAAAGAUUUAGAUCUAUAACGAAGUCGUAUUAUAGAAACUCAGUCGGUGCGCUGCUAGUGUACGACGUAUGUAACAGAUCAAGUUUCGAGCACAUACCAUUGUGGAUGAUGGAGGCCAAGAGGCACAUAGAGCCCCACAGGCCAGUUUUUGCCUUAGUGGGAUGUAAAAUCGACCUUGUAGGAACAGACAACAAGAAUGGUGCUAGAAGGGAAGUGUCUUGUGAAGAGGCCCGAAUGUUUGCUGAAGAAAAUGGUCUUCACCAUGUGGAAACAUCAGCAAAAACAGGCAUGAAUGUAGAAGAAGCUUUCGUACUUGUGGCCCAAGAAGUGUACAACCGUAUUCAAACAGGAGAAUAUAAAGUAGAGGAUGGGUGGGAUGGAAUAAAGACAGGUUUCAACAGACCCAACGGAAUGGACUUCAACCUGCUCGAGGCCGAAACCGUCCAGUCCACAUGCUGUUAAAUGUAAAUAUUGACAGUAGCAUAGCUCAUGUAAUGCAUAAGCAUAAUUUUAUAACAUUCUAUUAAUUAAGGUUUAGCUCGAAGUUAUUUAUAGUGCACUACACUGUGUAAUGCAUUAUGUCUACGGCCACUUAGUCAUUGAUCUGCAAUACUCAAAUUAAAUUGGUUAUUUAUUAUUCCAUAGAUAAAAGUGGUGUUGGUCUCAAAUUUCUAAAUGCCAAUCAGCCUAAACCGAGAACCAAAGAAAAAAAAUGUUGUUAACUUGAUCUUUUGUUAAUUUUUGAAGUCAAUACUAACAUUCUAAUAAUUAUAAUUUUACAAUUUAUGUAAGUCAAAUUUAAUAUACCUGAAUAUAUUGUACCUGGAACAUUGUAAGUUUAAUGUUAACAAUGCAUAAAUAAAUUAAGGAAAAACUAAAAUGAUAAAUAUUCAUCACAAUUCAUCUAAAUAUUUAAUAAGCCACCAGAAUAAAUAACAUGUUAGAAGCCCUGGAUGUAACAUUUGCUUAUUUUUAAUUAUAACAAUUUGACAGGAUACAGUAUCCAUUUUGUAACUACAUAUAUUCUAGAGGAAAAAUGGCAUUAAAGAGCCAGUCAUGGAAAUAUCUCCACAAAUAUAUGUGUCAUUUUUUUUUACUGGCAAUAGGUACUGAUAUUUUUUUAAGGUUAAAAAUAAAACAUUAUGUUCAAAUUUGUUUAGAAUUUUCUAAAGAAAAGCAAGACCUCUUUGAUGCCAUAUUUCACCGAAAUUAUAAUGAAGUUUUAGUCGCAUAGAGCAUGACAUAGGCAUAUAAAUUAAACCAACAUUGUCAUAUUGCUCGUUAUAAAUAUGAAAUAGAUUCCAGGGUCACAAAACCACAGACACUGGCAGGCUCUCUACUGAGGCAGAGAUGAGAGAGCAUUAUUUGUUUGACAGAGGAGCAGAGAAGACAUGUAAUAGUAUUGCUUGAUUGUACCUGGCGUGAUGUUGUCUUGGGAAUAUAGAUGGAGUUGUUUCCCAUUGCCUUCUGCACCAUGUUUUAGGGUUGAAUUGAGCCACGCAGUGAGCAAGGUAAAAAUCCACCGAAAGCACAGUAGAGUAGAGAUUUUAUGCAAUUUUAUUGGUGGAUUUUUACCUUGCUCACUGCACGGCUUCAGUCGACAGGCAGUUUAAACCCCAGAUGAUACAGCAUCAUCCAGUCGGUCACCCCAGCUAGGUGUAUGGUUAUACCACCAUCCACCAUUUACCGGGUUGAUUUCUGCACAUCUCUCAUCUCCGCUUCCGGGGUAAAUAGCCUAACUGACCAUCAAUGGACCUUAACUCUUUGUGUUAUGUACAGCGAACUGGCAGCUAACCUGCACAAAAGCCAGGAUAUUAUUUUGAACACUGGAUUGUGUGAGCAAAUUAUUUGAGCUUAUCGGUUCCAUUAUUAUGACCUCAAUUAGAAUAACAUAAUUGUAUGGGGAGAGGAUAGUAAAAUACGUUUAUUUAA